AUGCGCCUCUUCCUCCUCCCCAUCUCCACUCGAAGAGCGCUCAUCUACUGCGAACGCGUGCAGCAGCAGCUCUCCCCCGGCCAGAGCGCGCCCAUCCUCGACCGUGUCAUCAACAAGGCUUCCGAGACGUGGAUACAAUGGGAGCGCAAAGAGAAGGGGUGGCAGAAGAAAUUGACCGACUACGGGAAUCAGCUGUUCAAGAGAAUCCCCUACGAAGAAUGGGGCCUCAAGAGUCUCCCUCCUGCCACCAAGCGCCGGCUGGAGGAGAUUGACAGUGGCAAGCUACAGUUUGAAUGCUUAUAUCCCAAUGCCUUCCUGAAGGGCUCCAAGGUGCUAGAGGUGAUCAAGACGCUGGCCGUGGAGAGACAAGCCCUGCACCGGAAGAAGAUGUGGCAGUCGAUUGCGUGGAUGCCCAUCACCAUUCCGUUUGCCAUUGUACCAGUUAUUCCCAACAUCCCUUUCUUCUACUGCUGUUUCCGCGCGUAUUCCCACUAUCGUGCACUGUACGGAGGGAAGUUGUUGGAACAUCUCACGUCCAAGGAUCUCGUGCGCGUCGCAGCAUCACCUCAGAUGAACGAAAUGUACACCGCAGGACUCUUACAUCCGACGCGAAAGGCUUCACGAGAAGCGCGGCGGCCGACGGAGACGGAGACGGAGCAGGUGGCUAGAGUGAUCGAGGCGCAGACCAACAACGAUCAAGAGGAUGUCAUGGUGUUGCAGCGUUGGAAUGGCAAGUUGAUUGCUGAGGCCUUCCACCUGCCCGAGAUGGAGGUCGAAAUCGAACGGGCCGUGGAGCAGGUGGAAAAGGCCAUUGAGAAGGAGAAGACGGAGCUCGACGACGAGAAGCAGGAGAUCAUGAAGGCCACGGAGCGGAAGAGGGAUAUGAAGAACCCCGAGGCCCGGUGA
Neohortaea acidophila is the source of this 906-nucleotide messenger RNA. Its product is annotated as mitochondrial K+-H+ exchange-related-domain-containing protein. Gene Ontology annotation, biological process: potassium ion transport; proton transmembrane transport. Gene Ontology annotation, cellular component: mitochondrial inner membrane. The transcript has 2 exons. The record is from RefSeq and is a predicted model, not a curated record. NCBI's taxonomy places the organism in Eukaryota, Fungi, Ascomycota, Dothideomycetes, Mycosphaerellales, Teratosphaeriaceae. Bases 1 to 906 code for a protein of 301 amino acids.